Molecule: messenger RNA, 3366 nt
Organism: Dermacentor albipictus
Lineage: Eukaryota; Metazoa; Arthropoda; Arachnida; Ixodida; Ixodidae
Biological process (GO): protein processing
Cellular component (GO): plasma membrane
Molecular function (GO): metalloendopeptidase activity
Source: RefSeq, a predicted model, not a curated record
GAAGUACCUGUCGUUCGCUGGUGCAGAUCUGAGCGUGCAGAUCUGUGUACCAGCGUCGCCAUGCAGUGCAGAUCUGGUGGUCUUGUAGUUGUUUGGGACGAAGUAUGCAUGUGCGCGUGGAACUAGGCGUAGCACACUAUCGUCACAUGCAACGUGCAGAAAGCUCACAGUGGAUCAGUCCACCGUGCUUCGGCAAUUACAAAUAUAUGGCAUCUGUCCCGCUGUGGGUAUGUGCCAUAACUCCGCAGAAGAAGGAGGCCGUGAUGCCGCCAUAGUCCUAGCAUAGGCAGCAACCGUUUCGCAAGCAUGAACCCGUCCACACCCGACGACGCCCUCAGCGACUGCUACCCGAUGGGGAAACGGGAGAAGCGCGAUUCCGUGCACGAGAGCGCCCAGGAGAGCGGCACCCACGCGUCCGCUACGAGCCGCUCGCGGAUCCGCAAGAAGAAGCCGCGGACCAGGCGACGCUCCAAGAAGAAGCCGAGGACGCGAGACUCCGAGCGGCCUGAGGCGGCGAGCACAAGCCUUCUGUCGCCCGCAAGCGAACAGGAGUUCACGCUCACUCACGAAUCUACGCGCUUGAAAGCGGGAGACGAAAAGUCUCUGCCCCCGGCGGACGACAUUCCGCCAGCUUCGGAGACCACUGCUGCUCCGCCGACUGCCGUUGAUGUCAGCGUACCGGUCAUUGAGGCCGUCGCCGCACUCAGGCCUCCUGAGCCGGCAUCUACCUCGGAAAAACCCUGCGAAGAAAAUAAAGAAGAGGAUUUAGGAGAGCGCCGCCGCGUGUCGAUCAGCGGAGGAGAAAAAAGACGAGACAAGGAACUGAUCCCAAGCCCUCUGGAGAGCGCGGAGCCAGCGCCGUUACUCAUCGAGGCACAGACAGGAACCACGCGGAAGUCCUCAGUACACUUUGGGAAAAUGCUGCGCCGCGAGCUUCCGGUCCCCACCUCGAUAGCCGACUUGACGAUCAGGUCGCCCGCGUUCUGCGCCAGCGUGUUCGUGCUCGUCAGCCUAGCCAGCGUGCUGCUCCUGUUCACCCUCUUCAUGCCCGCGCUUAAGAAACUCACCAACCGCUGCUCGACCGCUGACUGCAGGCGAGCGACGGAAGAGCUUGAAUCGCUCAUGGACGCCGAGGUGGAACCGUGCUCAGACUUUUACCACCACGUGUGCAACAAGUGGCUCGCCAGACACGCAGAUGGCGUGGAUCUCGCCCAUGCCACGCUCUCGGAUGGUCUCAAAAAUGCGCAACGGUUGCUCCUGGAACGAGAUCGCGAAACAAAUAAUAAUCAGUACGGCCUUUCUGCAACUUCCCAGCUUGUCGCUGUGUUCGUGCCCUGCCUCGCAUUUCUGACGUCAUCGGCUGACAUCGUAGACAGGAACCUGGUCCAGACAGCCCGCAGCAACGUAGAUGUGCUGAUGUUGAGAACUGUGAAUGAAGCUUUGCAGAGAGUUGUUCAACUAUCUCUGCUCAGAGGAAUCUCCACCUUAUUCCACGUGAGCGUUGUGCGACAUAACGGUGAAAAUGCAACUUUGUACUUGUCUCAAGCGGUGCCGCUAACCGAGAAGCUAAAGGAGACGACGUAUAGCGCCACUCUGCCACAGUUCUUGGAAGAAAUCUUGAACUCUGCUUCUCAGGCCCUGCCCGAUGCUAUUACGGGCGACGUCAGUGCCACAGCCUCGCGUUUAAUUGAAUUCGAUAAGGCUGUGUACGCCAUUGAGCCUGAAGGUUUGCGUGUGAAAAUGGUGGCUGUUUCGAACCGUUUGGCUGAGCUGGCUGGAGGCGGCGACUUCGUUCAUCUCGUUAACUCGUUGUUGCCCGAAACUUGGAAGCUUAGUGACAAUUCUCCGGUAUUUUGCAGCGGGCUUCACUCCAUCGAGGCAGCGCUUGACUCUUUUCGAGGGCAGUACAAACUGGGACUGCUCUACAUCUUUGUGCACGUCCUUGUGGAGAUCGGGCAGUUCUACUAUACCAAGCAGCUGCUCCACAAGAAGCUCACAGAUGCGAAGAAGACCUGUCUCGAAGCAAGCAGAGAUGUCAUGUCACCGCGGUUGUGGUCUACAGCUUUCAGCGCCCUUACAACUGGCGGGAGCGCGGCAGAGCGGGUCGUGGACAUGUUCGACCGCAUCCGCGGGCUGUCGUCACUCCUGCCGCUGCUUUCCGGCAUGAACGAGGAACAAAAGCGACACGCGUUGUCUUCGCUGUCAAGCGUGCAGCUACUGCACCUCAACGUCUCGUCAUACACGCCUUUUAAUGACUCGCACAGCGUGAGCGUUGACUCCGUGAACAUCUCUGCAAAUUUCGAAAUUGAGUACCAGCCUCUCAAAAGACUCGAGGCAUCGCGGCGUUUGGCUGAACCACCUUAUAUCGAAGACGUUCUUCAGAACCGCUAUGCGAUCAGGAGCGACGCCACCUACCUUCGCCUGCUGAACGCGGUGGUAUUUCCUGCGGCACUCGGGCGCCCUCCGUUCGUGUACUCGGGCCAAGUACCCGUCGAGUUCGACCUGGCCACAGCGGGCACAGUGCUGGCGAGAAGCGUGUUCCAGGCCGGCGUGCCGUCGGCUCGAAGUGCUGUCGCCUGGCGCACGGAGAACGCGGCGCACUUCGUGCACUGCGCAGAGCACGCCUCGCACCUGCACGGCCCCUUCAGAGAGCUGACGCCAAGUCAGGCGCUGGAUCUGUUCGCGUGGACGCGGUCGCUCAAGGUCGCGCACGGGCUAAUGAUAGACCACUACGAGGCGCUCCGGAACACUACGAUGUCCGAGUAUGACCGGGACCUGGCGCAACGGACGUUUUUCCGGAGGUUCUGCUUGUCCACCUGCAACGCCGUCGGCAAUAAUGACAGUGGCGUUAACGCGAGAUUACGCUGCCUGCUUCCCAUAUUAAGCAUGCCGGAAUUCUUUAGUUCCUUCAGCUGUGCUUUUCCGGAGGCUGAAAACUUACGACGUUGUCUUAAUUUUGAACAUCACUUGCAUUUAUAGCACGCCCGAACGCACUAGUGCGCCAGUACGGUGUUUUUGUUCUGCACUGAGUACUCUAAGGCUGAACCAGGAAUGACGGGUUCACGGCACAUUGCUGACUUCAAACUAUUUGUUUUGUUUACCUGCAUUGUUCCAAGGCAAGGCUUAGGCUUAUAAGUUUCGCCUCUACUACGUGCCAUUUGUUGACACGCGUAGUUAUGCGCUAUAGCCUCAAGACAAAGAAACGAUAACAAUGGCUGAACGCACGCCCGAACGCGCUUGCUUGCUGGCUUGCAGCUGCUUUGCAGCAUAGCUCGGCCCCCCAGCACAGCAGCACGAUGCUCUACCCAUAGGUCGCAAUAACUUUUUUUCAUGGCAUCUUAUGCAUAAAAAUUUACGUGCAUAAAG